AAAAAUCAUUCGACAUUUCAAGUUAAUCAAAAAAAUUAGCAAAGUCACUAAAGUUUAUCCAAUUUGUACUCAAACAUCGCAAAUUCAUCAACAUCCAAUAAUUUCAAGAAAUGUCUCUCGAAGUCAACGCUCGAUUAAGUCAAAUUGCUAGACAUGAAGGCGUUCAAGGGGUUUUGGUGAUUUCUCAUGAAGGAAUUGUCAUUAAGUCAUACAAUAUUAUGGAUGAAGAAACCAUCAAUCACUAUGCAUACAUAUCACUUCAAUUAGCAAAAAAAGCAAAAGAAAUCAUAAAUGACUUGGCAGAAGCUGAUUUGGAAGUUUUGAGGAUGAAAUCUGGGGAAAUGGAAUAUGUGCUUUCUUUUGAGCAUGAUUAUGUUCUUCUUGCUGUUUAUAAGCAGACGAAAUUGUAAAAACAUACUGUUCUGUUUACUGCUGAUGGACUUAAAAUUUGACAAUAAAAUAAUAAGAUGCUAAAAUUUUGAAUCCAUCUGCCAAAGC
Chironomus riparius is the source of this 498-nucleotide messenger RNA. Lineage: Eukaryota; Metazoa; Arthropoda; Insecta; Diptera; Chironomidae. The record is from the annotation of a GenBank genome assembly.